Microcebus murinus (gray mouse lemur) is the source of this 4689-nucleotide messenger RNA. The record is from RefSeq and is a predicted model, not a curated record. NCBI's taxonomy places the organism in Eukaryota, Metazoa, Chordata, Mammalia, Primates, Cheirogaleidae.
CCAAGGAGGCGACAGUCGGUUACUGCAGAUUUCACUGGACUUCCCCUUUCACUCUCAGACACCGCCAGGGUCCCUGAAGAGGGAAGACAAGAGGAAACAGUGGAAGACAGGGCUGAGCUCGUGUUCCGCCUGGCAAGAACUGGCUGGAACUGAGACAGCAGCCACCUGUAGGCGAGCGCCCAGACCAGGCACCAUGCGUCUCCUUGGCCCCUGGCUCCUGCUCCUGGAAUGCCUGGCUUUCUCGGGCUCACACAAGUGGAGCUUCGAUCACCCCCCCACCGUCUACGCCUGGGAGGGGGCCUGCGUCUGGAUCUACUGCAAGUACACCAUCCCGAACUCCGACGACCUGGAGAACGUCACCGUGUACCACGAUGCCCAGUACAGCAAGGACACCAAGCGCUACAACGGGACCGUCCUCUUCCGGAGCACGAACUUGGCAGAGCCCCCCUCUGAGCAGCAAAGGGUCCGGUUCCUGGGAGGCAAGAAACACAACUGCAGCCUGAGCAUCGGCCGGGUCCACGUCAACGACAGCGGGAAGCUGGGGCUGAGGAUGGUGUCCAAGACGGACAAGUGGAUGGAGGAGAUACACCUCAACGUCUCUGAGAGGCCUCUUGUGCCUCGCAUCCGGCUCCCUCCAGAAAUUCGAGACUCCUGGGAAGCCACUCUGACCUGCUGGCUGAAUUUCACCUGCUUUGGGUACCGGACCCGAUGGCUAUGGUCCCUGGAAGAAGAGCCUGUGUACAACUCGACCUCCAUUUCUGCCACGAUGGACUCAAUCCAGAGCGAGCUCAGGUUCCGGCCGCGGUGGCGUCACCAGGGGAAGAACGUGACCUGCCAGCUCUGGAGCGACAGGGAACAGCGGGUGCUCUCCGAGGAAACGGUGCGGCUGGAUGUGAAGCACCUCCCGCAGCUUCAGAUCACCGUCAGCCCCCCUGAAGCCACCGUCAAGGAGGGGCAGUCCGUGAGCAUGACGUGCAAGGUCAUCAGCAGCAACCCGCCGUACCACACCCUAUCCUUGCUCAAGGACGGGGCCCCGCUGAGGCUGCAGGAGACGAGGCUGCCCUCGGUGGCCAGAAACAUGAGUGGGAAGUACAGGUGCCAAGCCUCCAGCGCCUUGGGCACAAGCCAGUCAGAGGAAGUGGUCCUCGAUGUGCAGUAUGCUCCAGAACCCUCCGCGGUUCAGAGCCUCCUGACUCCCGUGGUAGAGGGGAAAACAGCGGAGCUGAUGUGCGAGUCGCAGGCCAAUCCUCCUCCAACAAACUACACCUGGUAUCACGACGGGAAAAUAGUGCCGGGGAAGACGGAAAAGAAGCUGCGGAUCCCGAGAGUCCUCCUCUCGCACGAGGGGACUUACUCCUGCUUGGCAGAAAACGUCCUUGGCCUCGGGCAGGUGGGCCCCAGAGCGAAGCUGGACGUCCAGUAUGCCCCCAAGACCGUGACCACGGUGAUUCAAAACCCCACCCCGAUUCGAGAAGGGGACCGGGUGACCCUUUCCUGUCACUACAAUUCCAGUAACCCUGAAGUCACCUGGUACCAGUGGAGACCCCAGGGCUCCUGGGGUGAGCAGUCGCCUGGGGUGCUGGUGAUUCAGAAAGUCUCCUGGAACCAAGGGACCGUCACCUGCGCAGCCUGCAACAGCUGGUGCUCCUGGGCGCCCCCCGUGGACCUGAACGUCCACUAUGCCCCCAGAGACGUGAGGGUCCAGCAGACCAACCCCCGUCCCGAGAUUCACUCGGGACACCGGGUCGUCCUCCAAUGCGACUUCUCAGGCAGUCGCCCCCGAGAAGUCCGCUUCACCUGGGAGAAAAACGGAAGCUUUCUGGGGGAAGGAAGAGAACUCAGCCUUGACUCCGUCUCCCCGGAAGAUGCUGGGAAUUACAGCUGCUCGGUCAGCAACUCCAUAGGACAGACGGCGUCGGAGGCCUGGGGGCUCCGAGUGCUGUAUGCUCCCAGGAGGCUGCGGGUGUCCCUGGCCCCGGGGGCCAGCGUGACGGAGGGGGAGAAGGCCACGCUGACAUGCGAGAGCGAUGCCAACCCUCCUGUCUCCCAGUACAGCUGGUUUGACGGGAACAACGGGAAGCUCCCCCACGCGGGCCGGACGCUGCGGCUGGACCCUGUGAGGGUCCAGCACUCGGGCGCCUACUGGUGCCGCGGCGCCAGCCGGCUGGGGGAGGGCGAGUCGCCCCCCAGCACCCUCACUGUCUACUACAGCCCGGAGACCAUCGGCAGGCGGGCGGCCGUGGUCCUCGGGAUCUGCCUGGCUGUCCUCAUCCUGGUCAUCUUCGGGGUCAAGUUUUGGCGGAACUGGAAGAGGACCCGCAGCCAGCAGGGGCUUCAGGAAAACUCCAGCGGUCAGAGUUUCUUCGUGAGGAAUAAAAAGAUGAGAAGGGCCCCGCUCUCUGAAGGCCCCCACGCCAUGGGCUGCUGCAACCCGGUGAUGGACGAGGCCGUCAGCUACGCCGCCUUGCGCUUUCCCGAGACCGACGCACCGGGCGCCGGAGACGUGGGGAACUCAGGGUCGCAGAGGCUCCGCCAGGACGGCAGCGACGAGGUCACUUACUCGGUGGUGCAGAAGCGCCGCGUGGGUGACUAUGAGAACGUGGCCCCACAUUCCCCGGACGACGAGGGCAUUCACUACUCGGAGCUGAUUCGGUUUGGGGCUGGGGAGCGGCCCCAGGCACGGGAGGGCGUGGAGUACGUGACCCUCAAGCACUGACGGUGACGGUCACGGUGACGCUGUGGUUGGAGGCACCUGGGGCAGCAGGGGCCAGGGAAACCGCAGAGCCCCCCGGCCACCCUGCUCAGCUGCGGCCACGUGACCUCCUCGGCACCCCUACCGCCCCGUCCUCUCUCCCCAGCGACACUGACUGUGGACGACCUUAGCCCUCGCCCAGAGACAUCUGUCCGGCGCCGGUGACCCCAGCCCUCCAAAGGGCCCACCCCUGGUCUUUCCCCAUGGUCCUCCCUGCCCCAAAACUCACGUGCACACCUGCCCCCACCCGGCCCUUUGCCACCAUCCCCCAGCUGGCCGAGUCCCUGCCAGGAUCAGCUUGUCAUCACUCUCCCUUCUCCCCAUCCCUGUGCCCGUGGCCCCUCCCCUGUGCCGGCACCCCUGCUCACUAAGUUCAAGCCCAAUUUCUGCAUCUGGAGAAAAAGCCCGGAAAAGGACAGACAUGGGGGUAGGAAGAGGCACUGUCCCCAGCUGGCUUCUGCUCUGCAAACGGGUCUCCACGUCGGCGAGGCUUUCUGUGGCAGGGGGCGCGCUGCCCGGCCCCCACGCUCGGGGCUCCCGGGGCCCGGGACCGGCAGUGGUGUGACAUGCGUGUCACAGACAGAGAACUGCACAAUAAACAUGGCUCGGACACCCUUCAAAGGACCAGAGAGAGCUCCUUCCGGUGUGUGAGUCAGAGCGCAGGGGGAAGAUGGGGGAGGCAUCGUGGGGGCCCAGAGAGGAAGAAAAGGGAGUCCCAGCGAUCUAUGAUCGAGGGUCCGAUGACUUGUUAGGAAAGGUGCGCGGGCUCUGCAGGCAGACCAGCAUGAGUGUGACCUUGGCCCUUCUAUUCAGCUAGCCGAGUGACCUUGGGCAGGGUUCACCACCUGCCCCCAGCCUCCGUUUCUUCACCUGUGAAAUGGAGACGCCACUGCCUACCCUGCAGGGGGCUCAGGAUAAGAGGUGUGGAAUGAUCUUAUCUAUGCUGGGGCCACGAUUUAAGAAGCCUAGCACAGCAGCCAAAAGUCCCUGAAAAAACAAAUUGCCACUGUCUUCUAUUUGCAUUUCUCGAAGAAUGUAAAAGGGGAAGCCGAUCCGAUACUCGAGGCUCUUCUCAAGAAUGAACCCACCACGCUCUUUCGCAACCCACAGCUGCUCCAAGGCCAGCAGCCGUGAGAAACCUCGAGGCUCCCCUGUCGUUCGCUGCCCUCCCCGCCGGCCCCCUGUUAUCUUCACCGAUUCAGGCUUUCCGGUUAGUUUGGUCUCUCACCCUGCCACCUGCCACGGGGCUAAGUCGCUCUCCGCAAGGGCAGAAACCUGCGAUUAAUCAGUCGCCAAGGUGAGGAACGUGCAGUUCCCGGCACACGGCAGGCGCCCCCAAAGUGCCACCUUCCCUUGUCACGCCCGCUCGGCACAGAGAUGGCAACUCUCGCAGCUGCGGCAGAGUGGGGCUCCGAUUUACGCGUCGAUCCACUGUGUCCCCAGUAACCUUUCUGGAGGAAGGUGAAACUUCGAGAACGGUUUAUGAGAGAGAGGGGGAGAGUUUUGUGGUUUCGGUACCCAAAGCGAGGUCCACUGACACUCAGGCAUUGUUUCAUUCAUCCCGCAAACGUUCGCGGAGCGCCUGCCCGCGCACCCAGCACGCACCCGGCAGCCGGUCGCCGGGGCAGGGAAAAAGAUUGGACGGAGUUCCCAUCUUGGGGGGUCUCUAGUCCAGUCUGGGGCGCCCAGGGGUCUUCAGGGCAGGGUCCCCUCCGGGGAGCUGGAGGCAGCGCUGAGCCUGACGGGCGCGGCGCAGGUUCCCGGCAACCGACAAGCGCCUGCUCAUCCUGCCCCUCCCUGCGCCCAGCUGCUGACAUAAACCCUCUUCGCGACCCAUUGACCGCGAGACGUGGUUGCCAACAGGCAUCGCUGGGGCGCGGUGAGCAGGUGGCCAGGAAGCGCGGAACCCCCCUCCCCCGCCCCGCCCCAGACCUCAC